Messenger RNA from Triplophysa rosa, 3343 nucleotides. It is a transcript of the gene meis3, whose product is annotated as myeloid ecotropic viral integration site 3. Gene Ontology annotation, biological process: animal organ morphogenesis; eye development; embryonic pattern specification. The transcript is spliced from 13 exons. Gene Ontology annotation, molecular function: RNA polymerase II cis-regulatory region sequence-specific DNA binding; DNA-binding transcription activator activity, RNA polymerase II-specific. The coding region runs from base 627 to 1895 and encodes 422 amino acids. The record is from RefSeq and is a predicted model, not a curated record. Lineage: Eukaryota; Metazoa; Chordata; Actinopteri; Cypriniformes; Nemacheilidae.
CAUGUGCUGUGAUUCGCAUGAGAGGAAACGCUUGUGCGUUUGUGUGUCAAAAGAUUUACCAUUGUAAUUCAAUGCAUGAAUCAAAACAGAGCUGCUUCAGACAUCACUGGACGUUACAGCCUACCGAGAAUUAAGACAAUAUGAUUUUACAUUGCAAUAGCGACGAUGAAAGCACGGGCUGCGCGCGUAUGUAAGCAUGGCGUUCAGAUGAAAUGAAAGGCUCUGCGUUUGAAAUGCGCAAGAGUGUGUGUGUGUGUGUGUGUGCGCGCGCGCGCGCGCGCGUGCGUGUGUGUGUGUUAUUCGCGGGCGCGUGUGUUAGGUGGGGAGGUGGGGGUGAGAGACCCCGUCGUGUUUUGACCCCCUAAACAACUCCCAGUCUCCCUCUCUCCCUCUCUCCGGUUUAAAGCUCCAUCGCUCAUUGUAGGGAGACGCAUUUGAGCCUGACGCGUCGCUUCAUGGACAUCGACAUCGACAGAGCGCAAAGGACACGAACGGACAGCUAACUGGAUACUCGGGCCGCUCCACGUUGCUUCUGCUGCUAGACCUCUAUUAAGUGUGUCUGAUCUGCCGGGUCUUGUGUGUGUUGUCCCCCGUCAGUGAGUGUGUGAGCUCGGCUUCCGUAUCGCAUGGAGAAGAGGUAUGAGGACCUGCUGCAGUACCCUGGCUCUGACGGCAUGGCUGUGGGAGCCUAUGGGGAUGCGAUGAGGUCACUUCCUCCGCCACACUACGGCCACAGUGUGCCUGACUCCCUCAAACACUACCGGGACCAAAUCUAUGGUCAUCCUCUGUUUCCACUCCUGGCCCUGGUCUUUGAAAAGUGUGAACUCGCCACCUGCUCGCCGCGGGAUUCCACCUCUAUGUCAAACCCCACCCACCUCCCUGGCAUGACCAAUCACAGCGAUGUCUGUUCCUCUGAAUCGUUCAAUGAUGACAUUGCAGCCUUUGCCAAACAAAUUCGCUCUGAAAAACCCAUUUUUUCAACCAACCCAGAACUGGAUAACUUGAUGAUCCAGGCCAUUCAAGUACUCCGUUUUCAUCUGUUAGAGCUAGAAAAGGUUCAUGACCUCUGUGAUAAUUUCUGUCAUCGCUACAUCACCUGUCUGAAGGGCAAGAUGCCCACCGAUUUGAUACUAGAUGACCGAGAGGGGGGUUCCAAAUCUGACAUGGAGGAUUUUACUGGUUCUUGCACCAAUCUGUCGGAUCAAAAUCAGUCUUGGUUGCGAGACCCCGAUGACUGCGUGUCGACCCCCUCUGGCACCCCCAGUGUUUCCUGCGGUCUCACCUCACACAGUUUAGAAAACUGCAGUGAUGCAGGUGAUGGGCUGGACGGUAGCGUGGCUUCCCCGAGCACAGGAGAAGAAGAUGAAACAGACAGAGAUAGACGAAACAACAAAAAAAGAGGGAUUUUUCCCAAAGUUGCAACAAAUAUUAUGAGAGCUUGGCUCUUCCAGCACCUAUCGAAUCCUGAUGAUAUCUCUCAGCACCCGUACCCAUCUGAAGAACAGAAGAAACAACUCGCCCAGGACACGGGUCUCACCAUACUACAGGUCAACAACUGGUUUAUAAAUGCAAGGCGCAGAAUAGUUCAGCCAAUGAUUGACCAGUCAAAUCGCUCAGGCCAAAGUACACCGUACAGUCCAGAGGGGGCGGCUUUAGCAGGAUACGGGUUAGAUGUUCAGUCUCAUUUAGGUCUUAGAACAGCAGGUCUUCAGGGAAUGCCAUCCCUACCCAGCGAUUACCCCGGCGCCCUCCUGCCCCAGCCGGGAUACUCUCAUGCCGGCCCAUCCCUGCAUCCUUACCCCGGCCCUCACACUGCCAUGCUGCUUCACCCGCCGCCCCACGCCCAUCCUGCUGAACCCCUCAUAGGGCAAGGUCUUGACAUCCACGCCCACUAACGGGCCGGGCGCUUAAAGUGGGCUGGGAGGAUACGUAGAAUUGACUUUGUCCAUCACUCUCACGGUACCUUCAGGACGCAAGCGCAGUCGACUCGCAAUGACAAUGUCUUAAACGCAACGAUCUGGCACCCUAAACGUACAAACAUGUUCAUCGUAUGCAGUCGACUCCGAUGCAAAUGCCUGAAAGACUUGUUACAUUCCUUAGCCAUUUCUUGAAAGUAUUACUCUCUUAUCUCCUCAUGCUCUGAAUGCACUCGAAGGAAUACACUCAUCUUUUAAUUGCAACACUGCUGCGUCCGACUGAAAACCCACGUCUUCCUAAAUGGCCUUAGUGGUGAGCUGAGUUUAACGUUAGGCCUUCAUAUAGCCUUUUUUGCCUUGCCUCCGAAGAUCCUCUCGAGGAGCACACAAAGAAAAACAAACAGCGUAUACCUCCUCGGUCAGGACCUAAGAUAACCAUAUCAAGACGUCCUGAAAUAGUCUUCUGUGAUGAAUGACUUCACCAAAUCUUAUCUCCCGAAACCUGUUAGGAACACAUUCUUGGUAUGUUUCACCCUGGAAAGAAAAAUGCAAGAAAUGAGAAGUUUUGUAUGAUCAAAAAUCAAAUAAGACGUGUUUUUUUUAAUUAAAAAAGGUGAUGUGCCUUUUCCAAUUCUUUACUUUUUUAAAAAGUUUAUUAUGAAGAAACAAAUGUAAAUAAGCCCGUUCUUAAGAGUGUGAACAUCGAUGUGGUGCUAUCAAAACAUUCAUCUGUACAUUUAGAUUUUAUAAAACUGAUUUAUUUUCCUGUAGCAAACACAAAACUUCUUAUUCUGAUUUCUUUUGAAACUGGGGUGAAAUGUGACCCGAUCGUUGCUGUCAGGUUUUCGUGAGAUUCACCCAUGAAAUGUCAGCCAGACACUUGGUCUUCCUAACUGUUCUUCUGUGAAUAUGUUGGUCUCACUGUUAGCAUUAAACGUUAUUUAAUUAAAAUUUUAUGUUAAAUCUAUUUUUAUAUUUAUCGGUAUCCAGAGACUCGGUUACUCCAAAACAUGACAGUAAAGUUACAAUAAUCCGAGUGCCACGGUUUGUGAAUCUCUCAGUUUGAUAAAGAAGUGAAUAUUUUCUUCAGUUCUUUGAAGUUUAUGUGAAUGUUUACCUGCUGAGGUCCUGACAGGCACGUUUUUGGUUUGCUUUAAAGGACCUAACUUAUGUGACCGUGAAAAUUCCUCAGUUUUCAUCACGAAAUACCAAUGUGUUAAAGAAUUUAUCAUUAUGCUUUUUGGACAUUUGUUGGACUUGUAUACCUGAGCUCUUUUCUGUCAUUCUCUUUUCUGCAUUAAAAAAUGUACUACAGAAUGUUGAUGAUGUGUUUAUGAUGUUAAAAUGCUGACAGCUAUAAUAAUAUUAUUAAAUCACGUUUUUGUAUGUUUUGAGAUCAAAACGUGUUUAGUUAACAUCACUCUAUU